AUGGACCAAGCUAUGGCCGCAUCCAAGUACACCUAUGUCCAGUACUAUGACAUUCAUAAGUACAGCAAGAUCACCGAAGGAGAGCACAGUAUCCAGGAUCUUCCUCUUGUAGACUCGCUCCUCGCCAAGGGUAAGAAGUUCAAAGAAUUCUUCCAUGUAGUCAGGAAUGUCUCGGCCUCAGACUACCAGACAAUCGUGGAGACCAUGAACUCAGACCCAAACCGCAUAGGUCGCUUACCUGACAACGACACCUACACCGUGUUGAAAUUCUUUCAUUCGAAGGUCCCUGUUCCGCUGGGCCUUGCCAAGGCCUUUUGCGCCCAGGAGGUCAAAGUCUUGAACUACGCUGUUUCCGAGAACUCCGACUUGCUGAAGAAGGCCUUCCUUUAUCUCUUGUCCCGCAUACCAGGUGAGAUGUGGAUGACACAAGCUCUUGGGCAAAAAAGCAUUACCAAGGUGAAAACCAACAGCGAAGGUGACAUGAAAUGGGACCCUAGUCCUGAAGAGCUCAGGGCCGGCAUCGAGCACAUCAACAACCACGAUAGCCCCAUCUGUGGUUGGCCGCUUCAUAUUGUCGGCAAAGCGUGUGGCAACAGGGCCACCGGUAACAGCCAGUCCGAGCCGGAGUACUUCUUUCCCCUCCUCCUCCGUGAUUUGAACAGCGAGUUCCAGGCGACGGUGGUACCAAUGAUUCUGCCGACCUUGUUGAGUUUUGGCUUGAUCAUUCUUGGAAAGCCAGGCAUCGGAAAGACUCCUGCAGCGAUCAUCAUGGUCAUGGCCGUGGCUCGCUACCUGAUACAGGCCCGCAAUAUGGACGGCUACUUCCCUGGAUGGCGACGCUCCAAACAGAUCGAUGGAUUUAGAGAACGACCCGGGGAGAUUCACAUCCCUGUCAUCCUGGACGAUCCGCUCCUUCCUUCCAUCAAUGUCGAAGAUAUCAAAUCGUUCCUGGACGUGGGCGAGAAUGGUCUGGUGGAUGCACGCUAUCGCGCAGCUAAGUUUGUCAGGAAUCAGUGCCGGGUUCCUCUUAACAAUGAAUGGUCCCCUGAGAAGGAACCGGAGUAUGUUGGCCUGCCUAUGAUCACUUGGAAGCAGUUCUUGGCUAUGUUCCAGCCGGCUUUAAAUGAUGCCCCGAUGCCUCACAUCAUGGCUACUUUGAAGAGGGCUUCUGUGAUGAUUGCCGGUAACAACGCGAUCUAUGUACGGUUGGCUUCGGAACACCAAAACCAGAAGAUCCAUUGCAUCAACAACGAUGGGAUUACGGAAGAUUGGUUACAGCCAACCAACAAGCCGCAUUAUGAUCACUACAAGAAGGGACAGCACACCAAAUACCAGGACUUUGAUCGAUACGUGGAGGAAGAGACGAACUUCGUCUCUGAAUUGCUCGCCUCGCCAGAGGAGAAGGAAGGAAUACCUGCGCAGGGGUGCCACUUACGAUCGCUGGACAGAGCACAGAGCCGGAUCCCAUGA
Molecule: messenger RNA, 1470 nt
Organism: Symbiodinium necroappetens
Lineage: Eukaryota; Dinophyceae; Suessiales; Symbiodiniaceae
Source: the annotation of a GenBank genome assembly